Molecule: messenger RNA, 1494 nt
Organism: Acanthoscelides obtectus
Lineage: Eukaryota; Metazoa; Arthropoda; Insecta; Coleoptera; Chrysomelidae
Source: the annotation of a GenBank genome assembly
CUUCAAAUCAAGUGUCAAUUGAUGUCAAAAAACAGUUUUUAUAUUGGUGGAUGACUAAUUUCGCAAAAUAACAUUGUCCUAAAAAAUAUUAGCAUUAGCACUUGUGUCGCAGCCAACCAAAAUGAGCUUUUUCGGCAAAUUGUUCGGAGGAAAAAAAGAAAAUGAAACUCCUACGACUGGCGAGGCAAUACAAAAACUUCGGGAGACAGAAGAAAUGUUGGUCAAAAAGCAAGAUUUCCUAGAAAAGAAAAUAGAAGAACAGCUGCUCGUAGCUAAGAAAAAUGCCUCCAAAAAUAAACGACGUAAGUACUUUAUACAUUUACACAUUAUCUCCCUUCCUAUGUUAUUUGUAAACAUUCUGAAUAAAUAUUAUUGUAUACCUACUAUCUGAGUGUUGCAGUUGCACUACAAGCACUCAAAAAGAAAAAGAGGCUGGAAAAGAAUCUUCUGCAGAUUGAUGGAACCCUCACCACAAUUGAAAUGCAAAGGGAAGCUCUGGAGGGAGCCAAUACCAAUACAGCAGUCUUGCAAUCAAUGAAAAAUGCUGCUGAUGCAUUGAAAUCUGCACACAAAAAUCUGGAUAUUGAUAAUGUGCAUGAUAUCAUGGAUGAUAUUGCAGAACAACAUGAUAUAGCAAAUGAAAUUUCGAAUGCUAUCAGCAAUCCAGUAGGAUUCACUGAUGACUUGGAUGAAGAUGAAUUAGAAAAGGAAUUGGAAGAACUAGAACAAGAGGGAUUGGAAGAAGAUUUGCUUAAAGUGCCUGGCCCCACAGAACUGCCUGCUGUCCCAGCAGGGGAAGCUGUUGCUAAACCCUCCAAACCUGCUGCCAAAAAAGUUGAAGAUGAUGAUGACAUGAAGGAAUUAGAAGCAUGGGCCUCUUAGAAUGCUGAUACAGUUUGUGGGUAGGCCAUUAUCACAUAAGAUCAGCACUUUCUGGAUACACUUGUAUUAUAAUAAUUUGUAAUCAUCCCCAGAACUUGGCAUGGGUUUGCUUGAAAUGAUUAUGUAUAUAUAAUCUUUAAGCUAAUGUUUAAUGUGAAUUUGUUAUAUAAACAGUAAUUCCUUAGAAUUAAUCAUAUUAUAGCCUGCAGGAACUGUAAUGUUUAUAUUUUAAGUGAUACUUUUUUUAGUAGAUCAAGAAUAAAAAUAUGUUUACAAUGUGAUUUUGGUUCUGACUGAGCUACAACAACUCAAUGCAGAUAUUAUCACUUAAGUUCCAACACUGUGUAACUCAAAACUGACACCUUUUUUGGAGGGCAAGAAGAAGAUUCCCAUGCAAAUUACAUGCAUAUCUUAUAAUCCUCUAUGUCUGGCCACUAAAAAAAAACAUAUGCUUGAAAUACUUUUUACUGACAUUUAGUCAACUGCAGUAGCCUUUUUCUAGAAUGUGGUAUUAGAACCUAAGCAAGGAUAUACCACAUCCCAUUUUUUUCCAUAUAACAAGUAUCCAUGGUUAUAUGCAGGUAUACACGACCUGAAUUUAAAAAUAUCUAC